UUUUUUGAGAACCCGGCGUUCCGGCCGGACGGGCUGAAGCUGUACCCCACGCUGGAGUUUUUCGAGAACCCGGCGUUCCGUCCGGACGGGCUGAAGCUGUACCCCACGCUGGAGUUUUUCGAGAACCCGGCGUUCCGUCCGGACGGGCUGAAGCUGUACCCCACGCUGGUGAUCCGCGGCACGGGGCUCUACGAGCUCUGGAAGAGCGGGCGGUACCGCAGUUACCCCCCCAGCACCCUGGUGGACCUGGUGGCGCGGAUCCUGGCCCUGGUGCCGCCCUGGACGCGCGUCUACCGUGUCCAGAGGGAUAUCCCAAUGCCCCUGGUGAGCUCCGGGGUGGAGCACGGCAACCUGAGGGAGCUCGCCCUGGCCAGGAUGAGGGACCUCGGCACGCAGUGCCGCGACGUGAGGACGCGCGAGGUCGGAAUUCAGGAGAUCCACCACAAAGUGAGGCCCUACCAGGUGGAGCUGAUCCGCCGGGACUACGUGGCCAACGGCGGCUGGGAGACGUUCCUGUCGUACGAGGACCCGGAGCGGGACAUCCUGGUGGGGCUGCUGCGGCUGCGGCGCGGCUCGGCCGCCGCCUUCCGCCCCGAGCUGCGCGGCGGCGCCUCCGUGGUGCGCGAGCUGCACGUCUACGGCAGCGCCGUGCCCGUCAGCAGCCGGGACCCCUCCAAGUUCCAGCACCAGGGGUUUGGAAUGCUGCUGAUGGAGGAGGCGGAGAGGAUCGCCAGGGAGGAGCACGGGGCUCGGAAAAUCGCCGUGAUUUCAGGUGUCGGCACCAGGAAUUACUACAGGAAAAUCGGCUACGAGCUGGAAGGGCCCUACAUGGUGAAAUGGUUGGAAUGAUGGUCCUGGAG
Messenger RNA from Melozone crissalis (California towhee), 860 nucleotides. RefSeq names its product elongator complex protein 3-like. The annotation marks the transcript as partial. Gene Ontology annotation, biological process: tRNA wobble base 5-methoxycarbonylmethyl-2-thiouridinylation. NCBI's taxonomy places the organism in Eukaryota, Metazoa, Chordata, Aves, Passeriformes, Passerellidae. Gene Ontology annotation, cellular component: nucleus; cytoplasm; elongator holoenzyme complex. The transcript has 8 exons. Gene Ontology annotation, molecular function: acyltransferase activity, transferring groups other than amino-acyl groups. The record is from RefSeq and is a predicted model, not a curated record.